UGACACCGUCAUAUUCCACAAAGAAACCAAAAAGCUUCCAGAACCUUUCGGCGUUUCAAAGACCUCAAUAAUAUAUAUAUAUACACACACACACACACACACACGGAUAUAUAUUUAUAUAAGUAACAUCAACAAUCGGUCACCAGAUCUGUUCUGUUUGAUAAUCUAGCUAGGGAGAUAUUUGAAAACAGGAAGUUUUGGAGUGUACCAUGGAGGAGAAGCUGGUACAGAGGUUGGAGUCGGCGGUGGCGCGGCUGGAGGCGCUGUCAGUCGGCUUCGCUCCUGGACCUGGAGGUUCGCCGGAGAGUGGCGGAGAUGCGGCGGCGGCGUUGGAUCCGUCAAUCGUGGCAUUUGAGGAUAUGAUGGCGCAAUUCCUCGGUAGGGUUUCGAGUGCUGCGGAGAAGAUCGGAGGACAAGUUCUGGACGUGACUAAGGUUCUCCAAGAGGCGUUUUCUGUUCAGAAAAAGCUUCUCAUCAAGGUCAAGCAAACUCAGAAACCUGACAUGGCGGGGUUGGCUGAAUUUCUCAAGCCAUUGAAUGAAGUGAUUACCAAAGCCAUUGCAAUGACGGAAGGGAGGCGAUCUGAUUUCUUCAAUCACUUCAAGGCUACUGCUGACAGUCUCACGGCUCUAGCAUGGAUUGCAUAUACAGGCAAAGAUUGUGGUAUGAGCAUGCCCAUUGCGCAUGUGGAAGAAAGUUGGCAAAUGGCUGAAUUUUACAACAAUAAGAUUCUUGUAGGGUACAAAAAUAAAGACCCUAAUCAUGUGGAGUGGGCAAAAUCUCUGAAGGAGCUCUAUAUUCCUGGUUUGAGGGACUAUGUGAAGAGUCACUAUCCAUUGGGCCCUGUAUGGAGUUCCACAGGGAAAACCAUUGUGCCGGCUCAAUCAAAGGCUCCUAAACCAAGUGUUCCAGCUCCUCCAGCUCCUCCACCAACUUCACUCUUCAGCUCUGAAUCUCCCCAGCCUUCAUCAUCACGCCCGAAGGAAGGGAUGGCUGCUGUUUUUCAAGAAAUUGGUUCAGGGAAGCCAGUGACUGCAGGUUUGAGAAAGGUCACAGACGAUAUGAAAACAAAGAACCGUGCAGAUAGAACUGGCGUUGUCGGUACUAACGAAAAAGGUCGUGUCAGUUCACCCUCUUUCUCUAAAGCAGGACCUCCAAAGUUAGAGCUUCAAGUGGGUCGCAAAUGGGUCGUUGAGAAUCAAAUUGGGAGAAAAAAUUUAGUGAUUGAUGACUGUGAUGCAAAGCAGUCGGUAUAUAUUUUUGGAUGCAAAGAUUCGGUUUUACAGAUCCAAGGGAAAGUAAACAACAUAACAGUUGAUAAAUGCACCAAGAUGGGGGUUGUGUUCACGGAUGUUGUGGCUGCUUGUGAGAUUGUAAAUUGCAAUGGCGUUGAGGUGCAAUGCCAGGGUUCAGCUCCAACAAUUUCAAUAGACAACACAGCAGGUUGCCAACUAUAUUUAAGCAAAGAUUCUUUGGAGGCUUCUAUAACAACAGCGAAGUCCAGUGAAAUCAAUGUAUUGGUACCUAAUGCUGGGCCUGAUUCUGAUUGGGGGGAGCAUGCUUUGCCUCAGCAGUUUGUUCAUGCAUACAAGGAUGGCCACUUUGUUACAACUCCGGUCUCCCACUCUGGAGGGUAAUUGGAGAAAUUUUCCACAUGCAAUUGUUGUUGUGAGUUUAUUAACUUUUUUCUUUUUUUUUUUUUUUUUUUGUUUCCAUUAAUUCCUUGGAGGGUUUAGGGGUGGCUUCUCAAUUUUUCUUUCGAUUCCCAAAAAGAAAAAAAAAAGGAACAAUAGUCUGUUCAAAUAUGGGCAUUUAUAUUUGGUUUCCUCUUGUUGAUUGUUUUGACAAAACUAUUUUUAUCCGACUUACAGUUUUAAAUGAGGAGUUGUGUGGUAUUUGCAUCUACGUUUGUGCCAUUUGUAUGAAAUACUCUUGUAAAGAGUCACGCAUUGUUUUGUCAAUGUUGAAUGAACUUGUAUACUUAUUUGUUA
Cornus florida is the source of this 1991-nucleotide messenger RNA. Its product is annotated as cyclase-associated protein 1. Bases 210 to 1637 code for a protein of 475 amino acids. Gene Ontology annotation, cellular component: cytoplasm. The record is from RefSeq and is a predicted model, not a curated record. Gene Ontology annotation, biological process: regulation of adenylate cyclase activity; cytoskeleton organization. Lineage: Eukaryota; Viridiplantae; Streptophyta; Magnoliopsida; Cornales; Cornaceae. Gene Ontology annotation, molecular function: adenylate cyclase binding; actin binding. The transcript is spliced from 10 exons.